AUGACAACUGCAGCAGAAGGUCAUAGUGUAGUCAAGAGGUUACAAAAUGAACUUGUACAAUUGAUGAUGUCCCCAACCCCGGGACUAAGUGCUUUCCCUGCUAGUGAGGAUGAUCUGACUCAGUGGUUUGGUGUCAUUGUGGGUCCAGAAGGUACACCUUACGAGAACCUCAAGUUUAGGCUAUCACUUAAGUUUACGGAUCAGUACCCUUACCAACCGCCAAAGGUUACAUUUGUAAGCCCGAUGUGGCAUCCCAAUGUGGACAUGAGUGGGAAUAUAUGCCUGGAUAUUUUAAAAGAUCAAUGGUCUGCAGUUUACAACGUACAGACUAUAUUACUCUCACUACAGGCACUAUUGGAAGAGCCAAACAAUGGAUCACCUUUGAAUGCGAUAGCUGCAGAACUUUGGGAUACUGAUAUGGAUGAGUAUAAGAAAAGGCUCUUUGCUCGAUACGAAGAGUUCGAAGAGUAA
Messenger RNA from Torulaspora delbrueckii, 471 nucleotides. It is a transcript of the gene UBC11, whose product is annotated as putative E2 ubiquitin-protein ligase UBC11. The transcript has a single exon. Lineage: Eukaryota; Fungi; Ascomycota; Saccharomycetes; Saccharomycetales; Saccharomycetaceae. The record is from RefSeq and is a predicted model, not a curated record. Bases 1 to 471 code for a protein of 156 amino acids.